ACAUGGACCAUCCAGACCCGUAUUGAAAAUAUCACAAUCCCCACCGCUCCGAAUUCCAAUCUCCCACACCAACUCCAACACCAACCUGUUGAAAUUUAAAGGCAUUUUGCAGCCUCUCCUUUGUUCCUGUCUAUGUGUGGUCUGAAUCUGAUCCAUUUUCUCUAAAUUCCUAAUAUUUUUUUAAAAUUUUUAUUUUUAUUUUUUAUAACUAUACUAACAUGGAGAAGGUGGGUGCGACUGAGCCCAAUUUGGAAGAGUUUUUUGAGCAGAGGAAGCGUAUCAGGAACCCUCUUGUCCCUAUUGGUGCACUUAUGACAGCUGGUGUGCUCACAGCUGGCUUAGUCAGUUUCAGAAGAGGCAAUUCUCAGUUGGGUCAGGUGCUAAUGAGAGCUCGUGUGGUUGCCCAAGGUGCUACAGUAGCACUUAUGGUUGGUACUGCCUACUACUAUGGGGAGAGUCCUUGGGGAUCUAAAUAGACCCUGUAAACUGCUCUUGAUUCCUGCCUCCCCAGCUCUCCAGCUGAUGGUGAUUUUGUCUGUCAGCAACAGUCAAUGUUAUUCUACAACUUCAUUUGACGCAAAUUUGAAAUGCAAUUUUAUGCCAAUAUAUUAGCUAUGGUGAAUAAAAUAACCUUACAGAGAGAUCCAGAAUGAGUGCUAUUAGUCUAUGUCUGAUGAGUAACUAAAUAAGCUCGCGGCAUUCCAUCCAUGUACAACUGAUUCUAGAUUCUAUCUUUGGUCACUCGAUUGCUAUAAUAUAAAGCAUGGCUGAGAUGAGGUCUUCAGAAAAUAAGACAAUAUUUGGUAAUUUGAAUGGUUUUUAGGAAGUUUGCAAUAUACCAUAUAUUUUGGAAUCUA
Molecule: messenger RNA, 857 nt
Organism: Quercus robur (English oak)
Lineage: Eukaryota; Viridiplantae; Streptophyta; Magnoliopsida; Fagales; Fagaceae
Product: RING-H2 finger protein ATL48-like
Exons: 2
Coding region: 219-476 (85 amino acids)
Source: RefSeq, a predicted model, not a curated record